AUGAGCACAGACGCGGAGAUGGAGCAGUAUGGCCCUGCGGCCAUUUACCUCCGAAAACCAGAGAGGGAGAGGAUUGAGGCCCAGACUGCUCCAUUUGAUGCUAAAACAGCCUUCUUUGUGACUGAUCCUGAUGAAAUGUAUGUCAAGGGCAAACUUGUCAGUAAAGAGGGUGGCAAAGCCACGGUUGAGACAGAUGGAGGAAAGUCAGUCACUGUAAAAGAGGACGACAUCCAUCCCAGGAACCCUCCAAAGUUCGAUAAGAUGGAGGACAUGGCCAUGAUGACCCACCUCAACGAGCCAUCUGUGUUGUAUAACCUCAAAGAGCGUUAUGCAUCAUGGAUGAUCUACACCUACUCUGGGUUGUUCUGCGUCGUCGUGAAUCCCUACAAGUGGCUUCCUGUGUACGAUGCUCAGGUUGUGGGAGCAUACAGAGGCAAGAAGAGGAUUGAGGCUCCACCCCACAUCUUCUCCAUCUCUGACAAUGCCUAUCAGUUCAUGCUCACAGAUCGUGAGAACCAGUCUGUCCUGAUUACUGGAGAAUCUGGUGCCGGAAAGACUGUCAACACAAAGCGUGUCAUCCAGUACUUUGCAACAAUUGCAGCUCUUGGAUCUAAGUCUAAGGCUGAGGCACAACCCGGCAAAAUGCAGGGCUCCCUUGAGGACCAGAUCAUUGCAGCCAACCCUCUGCUGGAGGCCUAUGGUAAUGCCAAGACUGUGAGGAAUGACAACUCCUCUCGUUUUGGUAAAUUCAUCAGGAUCCACUUUGGCUCCUCUGGCAAGCUGGCUUCAGCUGAUAUUGAAACAUAUCUGCUGGAGAAGUCCCGUGUCACCUUCCAGUUGUCUGCUGAGAGGAGCUACCAUAUCUUCUAUCAGCUGAUGACUGGCCACAAACCUGAGCUCCUGGAGGCUCUCCUUAUCACCACCAACCCCUAUGACUACCCAAUGAUCAGUCAGGGUGAAAUCACUGUCAAAAGCAUCAAUGACGUGGAGGAGUUCAUUGCAACAGAUACAGCAAUUGACAUCUUGGGCUUCACUGCUGACGAGAAGAUAAACAUUUACAAGCUGACUGGAGCUGUGAUGCAUCAUGGCAACAUGAAAUUCAAGCAGAAGCAGCGUGAGGAGCAGGCUGAACCUGAUGGCACUGAGGUGGCCGAUAAAAUCGCCUACCUCAUGGGCCUGAACUCAGCAGAUAUGCUGAAAGCUCUGUGCUACCCAAGAGUCAAGGUCGGAAACGAGAUGGUGACCAAAGGUCAGACCGUGCCACAGGUCAACAAUUCUGUCAGUGCUCUGUGCAAGUCUGUCUAUGAGAAAAUGUUCUUGUGGAUGGUCAUCCGUAUCAAUGAGAUGCUGGACACAAAGCAGCCAAGACAGUUCUUCAUUGGAGUGUUGGAUAUCGCUGGAUUUGAGAUCUUUGAUUUCAACAGCUUGGAGCAACUCUGCAUCAACUUCACCAAUGAGAAACUGCAACAGUUCUUCAACCACCACAUGUUUGUCCUGGAGCAAGAGGAGUACAAGAAGGAAGGCAUUGAGUGGGAGUUCAUUGACUUUGGUAUGGACUUGGCUGCCUGCAUUGAGCUUAUUGAGAAGCCAAUGGGCAUCUUCUCCAUCCUUGAAGAGGAGUGCAUGUUCCCCAAGGCCUCUGACACAACUUUCAAGAACAAGCUACAUGAUCAGCAUCUUGGCAAGACCAAGGCAUUUGAGAAGCCAAAGCCUGGAAAGGGCAAGGCUGAAGCUCACUUUGCUCUGGUUCACUAUGCUGGUACAGUGGACUACAAUAUCACUGGCUGGCUGGACAAGAACAAGGACCCCCUGAAUGACUCAGUUGUUCAGCUCUACCAGAAAUCUUCAAACAAACUGCUGGCAAUGUUGUAUGCAACUCAUGCUGCAGCUGAUGAGUCUGGUGGCGGUGGCAAGAAGGGUGGUGGAAAGAAGAAGGGUGGUUCCUUCCAGACUGUGUCUGCCCUUUUUAGGGAGAACUUGGGCAAGCUGAUGACCAACUUGAGGAGCACUCACCCCCAUUUUGUCCGCUGCCUGAUUCCUAAUGAAACAAAGACCCCAGGUCUUAUGGAGAACUCCUUGGUCAUCCACCAGCUGCGGUGUAACGGUGUGCUGGAGGGCAUCAGAAUCUGCAGAAAGGGCUUCCCCAGCAGAAUCCUCUACGGUGACUUCAAGCAGAGAUACAAAGUAUUGAAUGCUAGUGUCAUCCCUGAGGGACAGUUUAUUGACAACAAGAAAGCUUCAGAGAAGCUGCUGGGCUCCAUUGAUGUGGACCACACUCAGUACAAGUUUGGACACACAAAAGUGUUCUUCAAAGCUGGUCUGCUGGGUACCCUGGAGGAGAUGAGAGAUGACAAACUGGCUGCAUUGGUGACCAUGACUCAGGCUCUCUGCAGAGGAUAUGUCAUGAGGAAGGAGUUUGUUAAGAUGAUGGAGAGGAGAGAAUCUAUCUUUUCAAUCCAGUACAAUAUUCGUUCAUUCAUGAAUGUGAAGAACUGGCCAUGGCUGAAACUGUACUUCAAGAUCAAGCCUCUUCUGAAGAGUGCUGAGACUGAGAAGGAGCUGCAGCAGAUGAAGGAAAACUAUGACAAGAUGCAAACAGACCUGGCUACUGCUCUGGCCAAGAAGAAGGAACUGGAGGAGAAGAUGGUUUCCCUGCUGCAGGAAAAGAAUGACCUGCAACUGCAAGUGGCAUCUGAAACAGAGAAUCUCUCAGAUGCUGAGGAAAGGUGCGAAGGGCUCAUUAAGAGCAAGAUCCAGCUCGAGGCAAAACUCAAAGAGACAGCUGAGAGACUGGAGGAUGAAGAGGAAAUGAAUGCUGAGCUCACUGCCAAGAAGAGGAAACUGGAGGAUGAAUGCUCCGAGCUAAAGAAAGACAUUGAUGACUUGGAGCUCACCUUGGCUAAAGUGGAGAAGGAGAAACAUGCCACAGAAAACAAGGUGAAAAACCUGACAGAAGAGAUGGCAUCUCAAGAUGAGGCCAUUGCCAAGUUGACUAAGGAGAAGAAAGCCCUCCAAGAGGCCCACCAGCAAACACUUGAUGAUCUCCAGGCAGAGGAAGACAAAGUCAACACUCUGACCAAGGCCAAGACAAAGCUGGAGCAGCAAGUGGACGAUCUCGAGGGAUCUUUGGAGCAAGAGAAGAAGCUCCGCAUGGACCUUGAGAGAGCCAAGAGAAAGCUUGAGGGAGAUCUGAAACUGGCCCAGGAAUCCAUAAUGGAUCUGGAAAAUGACAAGCAACAAUCUGAUGAGAAAAUCAAGAAGAAGGACUUUGAGAUCAGCCAACUCCUCAGCAAAAUUGAGGAUGAACAGACUCUUGGUGCUCAGCUUCAGAAGAAGAUCAAGGAACUCCAGGCUCGCAUUGAGGAGCUGGAGGAGGAGAUUGAGGCUGAGAGGGCUGCUAGGGCUAAGGUGGAGAAGCAGAGGGCUGACCUCUCCAGGGAGCUUGAAGAGAUCAGCGAGAGGCUUGAGGAGGCUGGUGGAGCAACAGCCGCUCAGAUUGAGAUGAACAAGAAGCGUGAGGCUGAGUUCCAGAAGCUGCGUCGUGAUCUUGAAGAGUCCACCCUGCAGCAUGAAGCCACUGCAGCAGCUCUCCGCAAGAAGCAGGCUGACAGUGUUGCAGAGCUGGGAGAGCAGAUUGACAACCUCCAGCGUGUCAAGCAGAAACUGGAGAAGGAAAAGAGCGAGUACAAGAUGGAGAUCGAUGACCUCUCCAGCAACAUGGAGAAUGUUGCUAAAGCAAAGGGCAACUUGGAGAAAAUGUGCAGAACUCUUGAGGACCAGUUGAGUGAGCUCAAAGCCAAAAAUGAUGAGAAUGUUCGCCAGCUGAAUGAUGUCAACGCACAGAGGGCCAGACUGCAGACAGAGAAUGGUGAGUUUGGUCGCCAGAUUGAGGAGAAGGAAGCUCUGAUUUCCCAGCUGACCAGAAGCAAGCAGGCCUUUACUCAGCAGAUUGAGGAGCUGAAGAGGCAUGUUGAGGAGGAAGUGAAGGCCAAGAACGCCCUGGCCCAUGCUGUUCAGUCAGCCCGCCAUGACUGUGAUCUGCUCAGAGAGCAGUUUGAGGAGGAGCAGGAGGCCAAGGCUGAGCUGCAGCGUGGAAUGUCCAAGGCCAACAGCGAGGUGGCUCAGUGGAGAAGCAAAUAUGAGACUGAUGCUAUUCAGCGCACUGAGGAGCUGGAGGAGGCCAACCAGAGGGUGAUUGACUCCAUGCAGAGCACUCUGGAUGCUGAGGUCAGGAGCAGAAAUGAUGCCCUCAGAGUCAAGAAGAAGAUGGAGGGAGACCUGAAUGAGAUGGAGAUUCAGCUGAGCCAUGCCAACAGGCAGGCCGCUGAGGCCCAGAAACAGCUGAGGAAUGUCCAGGGACAGCUCAAGGAUGCCCAACUGCACCUUGACGAAGCUCUCAGAGGACAGGAAGACAUGAAGGAGCAGGUUGCCAUGGUGGAGCGCAGAAAUGGCCUGAUGCUGGCUGAGAUUGAGGAGCUGAGAGUUGCUCUGGAGCAGACAGAGAGAGGCCGCAAAGUGGCUGAGCAGGAGUUGGUUGAUGCCAGUGAGCGUGUUGGACUGCUUCACUCUCAGAACACCAGUCUUCUGAACACCAAGAAGAAGCUGGAGGCUGACCUUGUCCAGGUUCAGGGUGAAGUGGAUGAUUCAGUUCAGGAAGCCAGGAAUGCUGAGGAGAAAGCCAAAAAGGCGAUCACUGAUGCUGCCAUGAUGGCAGAGGAGCUGAAGAAGGAGCAGGACACCAGUGCUCACCUGGAGAGGAUGAAGAAGAACCUGGAGGUCACAGUCAAGGACCUGCAGCACCGUCUGGAUGAGGCUGAGAACCUCGCCAUGAAGGGUGGCAAGAAGCAGCUCCAGAAACUGGAGUCCAGGGUGCGUGAGCUGGAAGCUGAAGUUGAGGCUGAGCAGAGGCGUGGAGCUGAUGCUGUUAAAGGAGUCCGCAAAUAUGAGAGGAGAGUGAAGGAGCUGACCUACCAGACUGAGGAGGACAAGAAGAAUGUGAACAGACUUCAGGACCUGGUGGACAAGCUGCAGCUCAAAGUCAAGGCUUACAAGAGACAGUCUGAGGAGGCUGAGGAGCAGGCCAACACUCACAUGUCCAGGCUCAGGAAGGUUCAACAUGAGCUGGAGGAGGCUCAGGAGCGUGCUGACAUCGCUGAGUCACAGGUCAACAAGCUGAGAGCUAAGAGCCGUGAAGCUGGAAAGGGAGGAGUCAUCAUGAGUACAGACGCGGAGAUGGAGCAGUAUGGCCCUGCGGCCAUUUACCUGCGAAAACCAGAAAAGGAGCGGAUUGAGGCUCAGACUGCUCCAUUUGAUGCCAAAACGGCCUUCUUCGUGGCUGAUCCUGACAACAUGUAUUCCAAGGGUAAACUCGUCAAAAGAGAGGGUGGCAAAGCCACAGUUGAGACACUGGCAUUGGAAGGAAAGGAAUCAAAAACCCUCACCGUAAAAGAGGACGACAUCCAUCCCAUGAACCCUCCAAAGUUCGAUAAGAUGGAGGACAUGGCCAUGAUGACCCACCUCAACGAGCCAUCUGUGUUGUUUAACCUUAAAGAGCGUUUUGCAUCAUGGAUGAUCUACACCUACUCUGGCCUGUUCUGCGUCGUCGUGAACCCGUACAAGUGGCUUCCUGUGUACGAUGCUCAGGUUGUGGGAGCAUACAGAGGCAAAAAGAGGAUUGAGGCUCCACCCCACAUCUUCUCCAUCUCUGACAAUGCCUAUCAGUUCAUGCUCACUGACCGUGAGAACCAGUCUAUCCUUAUCACUGGAGAAUCUGGUGCAGGAAAGACUGUCAACACCAAGCGUGUCAUCCAGUACUUUGCAACAAUUGCAGUGGCUGGAGCUAAGAAGGCAGAUAGUGGCAAAAUACAGGGUUCACUGGAAGAUCAAAUCAUUGCAGCUAACCCUCUGCUGGAGGCCUAUGGUAAUGCCAAGACUGUGAGGAAUGACAACUCCUCUCGUUUUGGUAAAUUCAUCAGAAUCCACUUUGGCUCCAGUGGCAAGCUGGCCUCAGCUGAUAUUGAAACUUAUCUGCUGGAGAAGUCCCGUGUCACCUUCCAGUUGUCUGCUGAGAGGAGCUACCAUAUCUUCUAUCAGCUGAUGACUGGCCACAAGCCUGAGGUUCUGGAGGCUCUUCUGAUCACCACCAACCCCUAUGACUAUCCAAUGAUCAGUCAGGGUGAAAUCACAGUCAAAAGCAUCAAUGAUGUGGAGGAGUUCAUUGCAACAGAUACCGCUAUCGACAUCUUGGGCUUCACUGCUGAGGAGAAGAUUGCCAUUUACAAGCUGACUGGAGCUGUGAUGCAUCAUGGCAACAUGAAAUUCAAGCAGAAGCAGCGCGAGGAGCAGGGUGAACCUGAUGGCACUGAGGUGGCCGAUAAAAUCGCCUACCUCAUGGGCCUGAACUCAGCUGAUAUGCUGAAAGCUCUGUGCUACCCAAGAGUCAAGGUCGGAAACGAGAUGGUGACCAAAGGUCAGACCGUGCCACAGGUCAACAAUGCUGUCAGUGCUCUGUGCAAGUCCGUCUAUGAGAAAAUGUUCUUGUGGAUGGUCGUCCGAAUCAAUGAGAUGCUGGACACAAAGCAGCCAAGACAGUUCUUCAUUGGAGUGUUGGAUAUUGCUGGAUUUGAGAUCUUUGAUUUCAACAGCUUGGAGCAACUCUGCAUCAACUUCACCAAUGAGAAACUGCAACAGUUCUUCAACCACCACAUGUUUGUCCUGGAGCAAGAGGAGUACAAGAAGGAAGGCAUUGAUUGGGAGUUCAUUGACUUCGGUAUGGACUUGGCUGCCUGCAUUGAGCUUAUUGAGAAGCCAAUGGGCAUCUUCUCCAUCCUUGAAGAGGAGUGCAUGUUCCCCAAGGCUACAGACACUUCUUUCAAGAACAAGCUGCAUGAUCAGCAUCUUGGCAAGACCAAGGCCUUUGAGAAGCCAAAGCCUGGAAAGGGCAAGGCUGAAGCUCACUUCUCCCUGGUUCACUAUGCUGGUACAGUGGACUACAAUAUCACUGGCUGGCUGGACAAGAACAAGGACCCCCUGAAUGACUCAGUUGUUCAGCUCUACCAGAAAUCUUCAAACAAACUGCUGGCAAUGUUGUAUGCAACUCAUGCUGCAGCUGAUGAGUCUGGUGGCGGUGGCAAGAAGGGUGGUGGAAAGAAGAAGGGUGGUUCCUUCCAGACUGUGUCUGCCCUUUUUAGGGAGAACUUGGGCAAGCUGAUGACCAACUUGAGGAGCACUCAUCCUCAUUUUGUGCGCUGCUUGAUUCCUAAUGAAUCAAAGACCCCAGGCCUUAUGGAGAACCACUUGGUCAUCCACCAGCUGAGGUGUAACGGCGUGCUGGAGGGCAUCAGAAUCUGCAGAAAGGGCUUCCCCAGCAGAAUCCUCUAUGGUGACUUCAAGCAGAGAUACAAAGUAUUGAAUGCUAGUGUCAUCCCCGAGGGACAGUUCAUUGACAACAAGAAAGCUUCAGAGAAGCUGCUGGGCUCUAUUGAUGUGGACCACACUCAGUACAAGUUUGGACACACAAAGGUGUUCUUCAAAGCUGGUCUGCUGGGUACCCUGGAGGAGAUGAGAGAUGACAAACUGGCUGCGUUGGUGACCAUGACUCAGGCACUCUGCAGAGGUUUCCUCAUGAGGAAAGAGUUUGUUAAGAUGAUGGAGAGGAGAGAUGCAAUCUUCACCAUCCAAUACAACGUCCGAUCAUUUAUGAAUGUGAAGAACUGGCCAUGGAUGCAUCUGUACUUCAAGAUCAAGCCUCUUCUGAAGAGUGCUGAGACUGAGAAGGAGCUGCAGCAGAUGAAGGAAAACUAUGACAAGAUGCAAACAGACCUGGCUACUGCUCUGGCCAAGAAGAAGGAACUGGAGGAGAAGAUGGUUUCCCUGCUGCAGGAAAAGAAUGACCUGCAACUGCAAGUGGCAUCUGAAAGUGAGAAUCUCUCAGAUGCUGAGGAAAGGUGCGAGGGGCUCAUUAAGAGCAAGAUCCAGCUUGAGGCCAAACUCAAAGAGACAACUGAGAGACUGGAGGAUGAAGAGGAAAUGAAUGCUGAGCUGACUGCCAAGAAGAGGAAACUGGAGGAUGAAUGCUCCGAGCUGAAGAAAGACAUUGAUGACUUGGAGCUCACCUUGGCUAAAGUGGAGAAGGAGAAACAUGCCACAGAAAACAAGGUGAAAAACCUGACAGAAGAGAUGGCAUCUCAAGAUGAGGCCAUUGCCAAGUUGACUAAGGAGAAGAAAGCCCUCCAAGAGGCCCACCAGCAAACACUUGAUGAUCUCCAGGCAGAGGAAGACAAAGUCAACACUCUGAGCAAGGCCAAGACAAAGCUGGAGCAGCAAGUGGACGAUCUUGAGGGAUCUUUGGAGCAAGAGAAGAAGCUCCGCAUGGACCUUGAGAGAGCCAAGAGAAAGCUUGAGGGAGAUCUGAAACUGGCCCAGGAAUCCAUAAUGGAUCUGGAAAAUGACAAGCAACAAUCUGAGGAAAAACUAAAGAAGAAGGACUUUGAGACCAGCCAGCUCCUCAGCAAAAUUGAGGAUGAACAGUCUCUUGGUGCUCAGCUUCAGAAGAAGAUCAAAGAACUCCAGGCUCGCAUUGAGGAGCUGGAGGAGGAGAUUGAGGCUGAGAGGGCUGCUAGGGCUAAGGUGGAGAAGCAGAGGGCUGACCUCUCCAGGGAGCUUGAAGAGAUCAGCGAGAGGCUUGAGGAGGCUGGUGGAGCAACAGCCGCUCAGAUUGAGAUGAACAAGAAGCGCGAGGCUGAGUUCCAGAAGCUGCGUCGUGAUCUUGAAGAGUCCACCCUGCAGCAUGAAGCCACUGCAGCAGCUCUCCGCAAGAAGCAGGCUGACAGUGUUGCAGAGCUGGGAGAGCAGAUUGACAACCUCCAGCGUGUCAAGCAGAAGCUGGAGAAGGAAAAGAGCGAGUACAAGAUGGAGAUCGAUGACCUCUCCAGCAACAUGGAGGCUGUUGCUAAAGCAAAGGCCAAUCUGGAGAAAAUGUGCCGAACUCUUGAAGACCAACUAAGUGAAAUCAAGUCCAAAAAUGAUGAGAACGUUCGUCAGCUGAAUGACUUGAGUGCACAGAGGGCCAGACUGCAGACAGAGAAUGGUGAGUUUACGCGCCAGAUUGAGGAGAAAGAAGCUCUCAUUUCCCAGCUGACCAGAGGCAAACAGGCCUUCACUCAGCAGAUUGAAGAGCUUAAGAGACACAUUGAGGAAGAAGUGAAGGCCAAGAACGCCCUGGCCCAUGCCGUUCAAUCAGCCCGUCACGACUGUGAUCUGCUCAGAGAGCAGUUUGAGGAGGAGCAGGAGGCCAAGGCUGAGCUGCAGCGUGGAAUGUCCAAGGCCAACAGCGAGGUGGCUCAGUGGAGAAGCAAAUAUGAGACUGAUGCUAUCCAGCGCACUGAGGAGCUGGAGGAGGCCAAGAAAAAGCUUGCCCAGCGCCUGCAGGAUGCUGAGGAAUCCAUUGAGGCUGUGAACUCCAAGUGUGCUUCUCUGGAGAAGACCAAGCAGAGGCUGCAGGGUGAGGUGGAGGACCUCAUGAUUGAUGUGGAGAGAGCUAAUGCUCUGGCUGCCAACCUUGACAAGAAGCAGAGGAACUUUGAUAAGGUCCUGGCAGAAUGGAAGCAGAAGUAUGAGGAGGGUCAAGCAGAGCUGGAAGGAGCUCAGAAGGAGGCUCGCUCUCUCAGCACUGAACUGUUUAAGAUGAAGAACUCCUAUGAGGAGGCCCUGGAUCAGCUGGAGACCAUGAAGAGAGAGAACAAGAACCUGCAGCAGGAGAUCUCAGAUCUGACUGAACAGAUUGGUGAGACUGGAAAAAGCAUCCAUGAGCUGGAGAAAGCCAAGAAGGCUGUAGAAAGUGAGAAGGUUGAAAUUCAGACAGCUCUGGAGGAAGCAGAGGGCACACUGGAGCACGAGGAGUCCAAGAUUCUUCGUAUUCAGCUUGAGCUCAACCAGGUCAAAGGUGAGAUUGACAGGAAGUUGGCAGAGAAGGAUGAGGAGAUGGAACAGAUUAAGAGGAACAGCCAGAGGGUGAUUGACUCCAUGCAGAGCACUCUGGAUUCUGAGGUCAGGAGCAGAAAUGAUGCCCUCAGAGUCAAGAAGAAGAUGGAGGGAGACCUGAAUGAGAUGGAGAUUCAGCUGAGCCAUGCCAACAGGCAGGCCGCUGAGGCCCAGAAACAGCUGAGGAAUGUCCAGGGACAGCUCAAGGAUGCCCAACUGCAUCUUGACGAUGCUCUCAGAGGACAGGAAGACAUGAGGGAGCAGGUUGCCAUGGUGGAGCGCAGAAACGGCCUGAUGCUGGCUGAGAUUGAGGAGCUGAGAGCUGCUCUGGAGCAGACAGAGAGGGGCCGCAAAGUGGCUGAGCAGGAGUUGGUUGAUGCCAGUGAGCGUGUCGGACUGCUUCACUCUCAGAACACCAGUCUUCUGAACACCAAGAAGAAGCUGGAGUCUGACCUUGUCCAGGUUCAGGGUGAAGUGGAUGAUUCAGUUCAGGAAGCCAGAAAUGCUGAGGAGAAAGCCAAAAAGGCGAUCACUGAUGCUGCCAUGAUGGCGGAGGAGCUGAAGAAGGAGCAGGACACCAGUGCUCACCUGGAGAGGAUGAAGAAGAACCUGGAGGUCACAGUCAAGGACCUGCAGCACCGUCUGGAUGAGGCUGAGAACCUCGCCAUGAAGGGUGGGAAGAAGCAGCUCCAGAAACUGGAGGCCAGGGUGCGUGAGCUGGAAGGUGAGGUUGAGGCUGAGCAGAGGCGUGGAGCUGAUGCUGUUAAAGGAGUCCGCAAAUAUGAGAGGAGAGUAAAGGAGCUGACCUACCAGACUGAGGAGGACAAGAAGAAUGUGACCAGACUUCAGGACCUGGUGGACAAGCUGCAGCUCAAAGUCAAGGCUUACAAGAGACAGUCUGAGGAGGCUGAGGAGCAGGCCAACACUCACAUGUCCAGGCUGAGGAAGGUUCAGCAUGAGCUGGAGGAGGCUCAGGAGCGUGCUGACAUCGCUGAGUCCCAGGUCAACAAGAUGAGAGCCAAGAGCCGUGAAGCUGGAAAGGGAAGUGACUCUGCUGAAUGAGAUACAAGAUCCAGCUGAGGCCUUUAAACACAGCUCAUACAAUAUGAGCCUCUGAGAAUUUUCUUCUGUAUAUCUUCAAUAAAUGUUUAACAUGUC
This is a messenger RNA of Epinephelus moara (kelp grouper), 11139 nucleotides long. Its product is annotated as myosin heavy chain, fast skeletal muscle-like. Gene Ontology annotation, cellular component: myosin complex. The record is from RefSeq and is a predicted model, not a curated record. The transcript has 75 exons. Gene Ontology annotation, molecular function: actin filament binding; cytoskeletal motor activity; ATP binding. Lineage: Eukaryota; Metazoa; Chordata; Actinopteri; Perciformes; Serranidae. Bases 1 to 11043 code for a protein of 3680 amino acids.